Messenger RNA from Ilex paraguariensis (yerba mate), 275 nucleotides. NCBI's taxonomy places the organism in Eukaryota, Viridiplantae, Streptophyta, Magnoliopsida, Aquifoliales, Aquifoliaceae. The record is from the annotation of a GenBank genome assembly.
AUGAGCCUGCUAGCGUUAAGGUGGAGGCGCAAGCAGGCAGGCAAGGCACAAGCUCUAAGGCAAAGGCUCAGGCUGGGCAGGAGGGUGCUAGGCGCUCAGACGCAGAUCAUUGGGCAAAGAAAAAGUGCUGAGGCAAAGGCUGGUGUUGGCGCUAAGCGUGAGGGUUGGGCUUGCUAUGGCCUGCUUGGUACGUACUGUGGGUGCUGGCAGGACGCUGCUGGGCAUGGCCAUUUGGGGCGAGAUGUAGAAAAGCAAGGAAACAAUGGCUUUUGGAG